AUGAAUGAAGGGGAGGGCAAUGACCAGCCAUCUCAGGGUGGUGAAGCUCCUGCUACGAAAACUCGAAGAUCCAGGAUCCGAAUUCAGGGUAUUAUACCUUGUCCUGUAAACCAGCUGCUUACCUCCACCCUGGUUGACAGUGUUUUCAAGAUAAGGGGAAUUGAAGUUUCCCAGGUCUCUAUUGUGGGGAUAAUCAGAGGCCAGAGAGCUUCAAACUACAUUCUUUACAGAAUUGAUGAUAUGAACACCAAGCCUAUUGAGGUCCGCCAGUGGCUCGGAAGAAAUAAAGCAAAACAGGGCAUGUCGCUUUCUAGUGGAAGUUAUGUCAAAGUGAUUGGUAUCCUCAGAUGUUUUAAAGAAGUAAAGGGCCUUGAGGUAUUGAAUAUCCGAGUCCUGGAGGACAUGAAUGAGUUCACCACACAUAUUCUGGAAACAGUCAAUGCACAUAUGAUGCUGGAUAAAGCCCACAAAGUGGCCUCUGGACCCAGUGCGCCAUCAAAAAUAAAUGAGGUCCAGAAGUAUGGCGAGUACUACCACCUUGACUUCAUCCACAAGGAUGUUCUGCGUUUGAUCCAUGAAUGUCCUCAAGGGGAAAGCAAAAGUGUACAUGAGCUCCAGACCCAGCUUUAUAGCCUGAGCGGCAGGGCCAUCAAGCAGUCUCUUGAGUAUCUAAUUGAGGGCUACAUCUACCCCACUGUGGAUGAAGAGCAUUUUAAAUCUGCUCAUUAAAGUGAUGAAAAGAUUUUUCAUUUUCCAAAGAUCCUCGUCUCCUUCUGUGAAUUUUAAACUGUUGACUUUUAGGAAGUAGAUUUUUUUCAACAAAAUAUAUCAACUGGCAUACUUUUAGAACCUUACUGCUUUUCCAAAUGCUUUGAACUUUUCUGUUUUUCUAACUGUUGGAAGCUCAGGUGGAGAUGGCGAUGGAUAAAUUGACUAGACUUUUUGUAGGAUUUACAAGCAAGCAAGUGAAAAUAGCCCUGGAUGAAUGAAUUUGGGAGAGGAAAUGACGGAAAAUACCUGAAAAUUAUUAUUUGUUAUGUGGGAGUUUCUGUUUCUGACAUAUCCAUAUAUUAGGAGAAUACAGAUGGAGUCAGGGAACCAGUUAAGAGAUGAAAAAAAAUUCUAUUGUUUUUACACUAGGUUUAUUUUUUGUGUUUGGAUUUAACUUAUAGUCCUGUUAUCUCUUGCUAAAUAUAGUAAUAGAUUAGUUUGAAAGUGC
This is a messenger RNA of Mustela lutreola (European mink), 1219 nucleotides long. RefSeq names its product replication protein A4 (gene RPA4). Gene Ontology annotation, cellular component: nucleus; site of double-strand break; DNA replication factor A complex. NCBI's taxonomy places the organism in Eukaryota, Metazoa, Chordata, Mammalia, Carnivora, Mustelidae. Gene Ontology annotation, biological process: double-strand break repair via homologous recombination; nucleotide-excision repair; DNA replication. The record is from RefSeq and is a predicted model, not a curated record. Gene Ontology annotation, molecular function: DNA binding.